AUGCAGAGAAAAGAAGGGAGGUUGGAGGGGGAUAGAGGGGUGGAGGGGAAAGUGAGGGGUUAGGAGUGAGUGAUGAAAUGUGAGAGAGUGUGGAGGAGUGUGUGUGUGCGUGCGUGCAUGUGUGACUGUUGAGCUACUGCCAUGGUUCAAGAGGGGGGAAUGAGAAACAUCCAAGAUAUUUUCCAGAGCUCUGGUUUAGUGGAGUCGAAUGCUUUGAGCUGGCUAGAGAGAGGGAGAGAAGGGAUGAGAAUAGGAGUCUGGACACGCGAGCGCACACACGUUCAUUCAGUCAAACACACAGAAAACACACGCGCACAACCACAGUCCGGGAUAUGGAUAGGGUGGAGUGGGUCAUGGCUGAGGCUCAUUGUUGUCGAGGCAGUCAGGCUUCCUGUUAGAAGCAGGGAGGAGGCCCAUCACCACAACACAGCUGUGACACACACAGACACACAAUCCAAGACACACAUUGUUCUAUUUUAGCAUCCCUGUUCUCUUUCAAACUCCUACACGUCAUUUUCUGGCAUGGAAAAGCAGCACUUUCACACAGUAUUUACUCCAGAUGAGCAGAAUCCAGUAAAAACAGUCAUAAAAAUAAUAAUCUUACACACUCUUACUCAUAGAAGUCACCCUCCCCAUCAUUCCUUCUCACAAACGCAACCCAACGGUUUUGUACUACAUUGCCGGUAAAAGGCAAACAAUAGUUCAAGGCACUUAUGAAAAAUCCUUUGUCUUUAGUGUUUUUCUCAUUUUAAUUUAAUCAAAAUCGAAUGAAAUCAAAGUUUAUUGGUCGCAUACACAGAUUUGCAGAUGUUAUCGAAAGUGCAGCGAAAUGCUUAUGUUUCUUGAUCCAUCAGUGCAGUAAUGCCUAGCAAUAAAAUAAAAAACAAUACACAUAAUCCAGAAAAAAUAUAUAUACAGUGAGGGAAAAAAGUAUUUGAUCCCCUGCUGAUUUUGUACGUUUGCCCACUGACAAAGAAAUGAUCAGUCUAUAAUUUUAAUGGUAGGUUUAUUUGAACAGUGAGAGACAGAAUAACAACAAAAAAAUCCAGAAAAACGCAUGUUAAAAAUGUUAUAAAUUGAUUUUAGAAAGAUUUCUGGAUCCCAGGUGUCUUUUAUACAGGUAACGAGCUGAGAUUAGGAGCACACUCUUAAAGGGAGUGCUCCUAAUCUCAGUUGUUACCUGUAUAAAAGACACCUGUCCACAGAAGCAAUCAAUCAAUCAGAUUCCAAACUCUCCUCCAUGGCCAAGACCAAAGAGCUCUCCAAGGAUGUCAGGGACAAGAUUGUAGACCUACACAAGGCUGGAAUGGGCUACAAGACCAUCGCCAAGCAGCUUGGUGAGAAGGUGACAACAGUUGGUGCGAUUAUUCGCAAUUGGAAGAAACACAAAAUAACUUUCAAUCUCCCUCGGCCUGGGGCUCAAUGCAAGAUCUCACCUGGUGGAGUUGCAAUGAUCAUGAGAACGGUGAGGAAUCAGCCCAGAACUACACGGGAGGAUCUUGUCAAUGAUCUCAAGGCAGCUGGGACCAUAGUCACCAAGAAAACAAUUGGUAACACACUACGCCAUGAAGGACUGAAAUCCUGCAGCACCCGCAAGGUCCCCCUGCUCAAGAAAGCACAUAUACAGGGCCGUCUGAAGUUUGCCAAUGAACAUCUGAAUGAUUCAGAGGAGAACUGGGUGAAAGUGUUGUGGUCAGAUGAGACCAAAAUGGAGCUCUUUGGCAUCAACUCAACUCGCCAUGUUUGGAGGAGGAGGAAUGCUGCCUAUGACCCCAAGAACACCAUCCCCACGUCAAACAUGGAGGUGGAAACAUUAUGCUUUGGGGGUGUUUUUCUGCUAAGGGGACGGACAACUUCACCGCAUCAAAGGGACGAUGGACGGGGCCAUGUACCGUCAAAUCUUGGGUGAGAACCUCCUUCCCUCAGCCAAGGCAUUGAAAAUGGGUCGUGGAUGGGUAUUCCAGCAUGACAAUGACCCAAAACACACGGCCAAGACAACAAAGGAGUGGCUCAAGAAGAAGCACAUUAAGGUCCUGGAGUGGCCUAGCCAGUCUCCAGAACUUAAUCCCAUAGAAAAUCUGUGGAGGGAGCUGAAGGUUCGAGUUGCCAAACGUCAGCCUCGAAACCUUAAUGACUUGGAGAAGAUCUGCAAAGAGGAGUGGGACAAAAUCCCUCCUGAGAUGUGUGUAAACCUGGUGGCCAACUACAAGAAACGGAUGACCUCUGUGAUUGCCAACAAGGGUUUUGCCACCAAGUACUAAGUCAUGUUUUGCAGAGGGGUCAAAUACUUAUUUCCCUCAUUAAAAUGAAAAUCAAUUUAUAACAUCUUUGUCAUGCGUUUUUCUGGAUUAUUUUGUUGUUAUUCUGUCUCUCACUAUUCAAAUAAACCUACCAUUAAAAUGAUAGACUGAUCAUGUCUUUGUCAGUGGGCAAACGUACAAAAUCAGCAGGGGAUCAAAUACUUUUUUCCCUCACUGUAUCAAUUAUAUAUAUAUAUAUAUAUCUCAGAACGAGCAAUGUCAGAGACUGGAAUAUAAAUAUAUAUACAUAUAAGGGGCAGCAGGUAGCGGUGAAGAGCGUUGGGCCAGUAACCGAAAGGUUGCUGUUUCGAAUCCCUGAGCCGGCAAGGUGAAAGAAUCUGCCAUUCUGCCUUUGAGUAAGGCAGCAACUGCUCCCCGGGCGCCGACGACGUGGACGUCGAUAAAGGUUGCAGACGGUGCAGUUGUUUUGUUGACGUUGAGGGAGAGGUUAUUUUCCUAGCACCACUCCUCCAGGGCUCAUUGUUUUUGGUAAUCAGGCCUACCACUGUUGUGUGGUCAGCAAACUUGAUGAUUGAGUUGGGAGAUGUGCGUGGCAGUCAUGGGUGAACAGUGAGUACAGGAGGGGGCUGAGAACGCACCCCUGUGGGGGCCCCCGUGUUGAAGAUCAGCGUGGCGCAGGUGUUGUUGCCUACCUUCAACACUUGGGGUCAGCCCAUCAGGAAGUCCAGUACUCAUUUGCAUAGGGAGGGGUUCAGACCCAGGGCCCUGAGCUUAGUGGUGAGCUUGCAGGGCACUAUGGUGUUGAGGGCUGAGCUGUAGUCGAUGAACAUCAUUCUUACAUAGGGUAUUCCUCUUAUCCAGGUGGGAUAAGGCAGUGUGCAGUGCAAUGGCGAUUGCAUCGUCCAUGGAGCUGUUGGGGUGAUAUGCGAAUUUCAGUAGGUCUAGUCGGGUAAGGUGGAGGUGAUAUGGUCCUUAACUAGUCUCUCAAAGCACUUCAUGACGACAGAACUGAGUGCUACGGAGCGAUAGUCAUUUAGUUCAGUUACCUUUGCUUUCUUGGGUACAGGAACAAUGGUGGACAUCUUGAAGCAAGUGGGGACAACAGACUGGGAUAUGGAGAGAUUGUCCGUAAACACUCCAGCCAGCUGGUCUGCACAUCUGAGGACACGGACGUGGCUUGGGAAGCCAUCUGGGCCGGCAGCCUUGCAAGGGUUAACACGCUUAAAUGACUUACUGAUGUAGGCCAUGGAGAACGAGAGCACACAGUUUUCGUGAGCGUCGGGGGUCCGCGUCGGCGGCUCGAUGUCAACAACUCUACUAGUCCUUCUGUUUCUAUACCAGUCAUUCUUCCCACUGUUCUCAGAGCAACUCUUUUGUUCCGGCCCAUAGGCUUUGCCAGUUCUGGUCUAUGUGUGUGUUUGCCAGUUCUGGGCUGUAGAGUGUGUGUGUGUGUGUGUGUGUGUGUGUGUGUGUGGCCCCGAGGUUUGGCAUCUCUACCAUUGGGAACCACCAUGGCUAAUUUCAAAUCCCUGUAAUCUCUAUACAGCUCUAUGGGAAAGUAGCCAUUUUGCAUUUAAUCCCCGUAUUUGAUUUCAGGACUUUGUGCUGGUUUUCUUUAGAGUUGGAUGCCCAUUGUCAACGUGCUGUGUCUCCAGCCCUAGAUGGUGGUGUGUGUUUGAGUACUGUGGGCAGACAGGCAAAGGGUGUGUUCCACUCCCCCUUUUUAAGGUACCCUUACUUUCUAUCUCUCUAAUCCUUAUAAUCCCUUUCUCCUCUUUCUCCUCCCACCCUCUUUUUCUUCCCGCGCUCCCCCUCUUUCUACUCCUCUCUCUUUGUCUCUCGCUCGCUUUCUCUCCUUUCUCUCCAUAUCUCUCUUCUCUCCCUCCUCCAUGUAUCUCUCUCUCUCUCCUCUCUCUCCCCCCUCCCUCUUCUCUCUCUCUCUGUCUCAGGCAGUGGAGAGGGAGCAGGUGGACAGCAUUCAGCCCAAGCUGCAGCACGUGAACGCUGUGGGCCAGGGCCUGAUCCAGAGUGCAGCCAAACACACAGACACCCAGGCCCUGGAGCACGACCUAGAGACCACCAACCUCAGAUGGAACUCCCUCAACAAGAGGGUAAGUCUGUCUGUCCGUCUGUCCAUCGGUCUGUCUGUGCUGAUGUUUGGGCUAAGGUUUGAGUGUGUGCGUGCAUGCGUUUGUGUCUGACUGAAUAUGUAUAUUUAUGUGUUGCGUUUGUUUGUUGUGUUCCGAAUGGAAUGAUGGGUUUGUAUGGAAUCAGGUUUAUGUCUAUAUGCAUGUAUACCUGUCCAUGUCACUAAAGUACUUGUCCCCCUCACACACUGCAUUGUUACUUGACCAGGUUGCAGAGCGCAUCGCCCAGUUGCAGGAAGCUCUGUUGCAUUGUGGGAAGUUCCAGGAUGCCCUGGAGCCUCUUCUGAGCUGGCUGAGUGAUACGGAGGAGCUGGUAGCCAAUCAGAAACCCCCGUCAGCAGAGUACAGAGUGGUCAAGGCCCAGAUCCAGGAACAGAAGGUGAGAGAGAAAGGGAUAGAUGGAGUGAGGGAUUAGUAUCUGGAUGGAGAGAUAGAUGUAGUGAGGAACAUAGAUUUUAUUUCAAUACCAAGUCUUUUCCCUACAUCAGAUACUCAGUCAUUAUGACUAAGAAUUUACUGGCCAUUAGAGACAUUUGGAACCUAGAUUUGGAUAAAAACAAGCUUAAGAGAUUUUAUUCAUAUAUUCAUUAUUUAGAGAAUAAUAGAAUGGGCUAUUACUGUUAUUCAAUUGUCCUUAUUUUCACCAAGAGACAUUUAACAUGUGACAGGGAAACACACUCACACACACCUAAUUAUCUGGGUGUUUUGGUGGAGGAAAAGCUCAGUUGAGUCUGCCAGUCUGGUUGGCAUUCAACACACCAGUUAACACAGAUGUCGGAUUACAAUGUUUUUCAGAGAAACCAAGCGGCAGAAAAAACACAAUGUCUGCUCUCACUCUUUAUCUGAAACACUUCCCGUGUUUGUGUGUCGAGGAGCACGGCGGAUUCAGUCCCCCCCCCCACUCAGUCAUGCAUGUUUACAUCCAGGAAACUGGAAAUUAGUGCUGUUUACCGCAGGCUUGUUCAAUGUUACUGAACAGUUAUGAAUGGGAAGAAGGGGAAGUACUGCCAAAUUGAGCUACUACUCAUAGUGGACGUCCUCAAAACAGGAGUGGCCUGAUAUUUGAGAUAGUGUAUUGUUGAGGAACACUGCAAAACAUUGCGGUAUUGAAUGUGAAGUUUGUUCUAGCUAUCUUACCAACUGCUUUAUACCGAAAUCCUAGAAGCAGCGACUCUUCUGGUCUUGAAUAUACCCCUAACCCUAAUAUACAUGCAGAACAAACAGUAUGAGAGUUGGUAUUAUUUGUGGUGUUGAACGUACCGUUUAUGUCUCUCAUUUCCCAGCUGUUACAAAGACUGCUGGACGACCGCAGAGCCACUGUUCAGAUGAUCCAGGGAGAGGGAGAGAGGAUCGCAGCCACUGCCGAGACCCAGGACAAAGACAAGAUCCAGAAACAGCUGGAGAGUCUGGGAGAGAGAUGGGGCGAGCUGCUGGAGAAAGCCAGGGCAAGGUAACGUACAUUAUUGUAUGGACACACUACACAUAGGAAUUGAUAUAACCGGUCACCAUUCAUCACAUACAUGCACCACAGUCAGCAAAUACAUCUUAACACCACAAAAAGACUCUUACACAUGCAUAGUGUACACGCAUGCAUAGUAUGCACACGCUCACACUAGCCUACCUACAGUAUGUAUUACCAUUACUUCAGUACACAACCCACACAUUCCUGACCGUCACAUCUGAAUGCUUAUUUGGAUCCACAAUGAGACAUUGACAUACAAAGGCAACCCAAACGCUCACCACCUCUCUCCCUCCUCCUCCCACCUCUGCAGGCAGUGCCAGUUGGAGGAGCUGCAGACGCUGGCACUCCAGUUCCACGAGGCGGUGGAGCCUCUUGGAGAGUGGCUGAGUGCCACCGAGAGACGCCUGAGCACCGCCGAGCCCAUGGGAACCCAGACUUCCAAGAUCACCCAGCAGAUUACAAAACACAAGGUAACGUGUAUGACGGUAACGUGGAUGACGGUGUCACAAGGUAACAUGUCCCCCUCGAGACACAGGUUGUGUUUUCGGUUUCCUUUGAUGAAAAGAGGUGAACAAGGGCAGAAAGGAAGGUAUAAGUCUCUGGAAUGAAACCAGAGAGUGAAGAGGAUGGCACCGAAGUAAACAAUUGGUUACAUUCCAAUGAGAGAAAGAAAGGGAACCCCGGGCUCAACCAUUUCCCCCUCAUCAUUUUGAUAUGAUUUGAUAUCAUUUCAAUAUUAUAUUUCAUUGACUGUUUUUGUUGUUUAGGAUUUUAUGUUGUCGUUCUUGAAAGUUAUCAUGCAUAUUCAGCUUUCAUUCGUUCUUUAUGAUUUAUUAUCAUCCAUUAUGAUUUCUCAUCUGCAUCCUCUCAUUUCCCUAUUGUUUUCUUCUGUUCUCCUUCUUCACCCCUCCCCCUCUUCACACACCCCUCCCCUCCCCUCUACCCCUUCCUCUCCACACACACCACCCCUCCCCUCUACCCCCUUCCUCUCCACACACCCCUCCCCUCUACCCCUUCCUCUCCACACACACCACCCCUCCCCUCUACCCCUUCCUCUCCACACCACCCCUCCCCUCUACCCCUCCCCCUCUCCACACACACCACCCCUCCCCUCUAACCCCUCCCCCCUCUCCACACACACCACCCCUCCCCUCUACCCCUCCCCCUCUCCACACACACCACCCCUCCCCCUCUACCCCUCCCCCUCUCCACACACCCCACCCACCCCCACCCCCUCCCCCUCUAACCCCCCCCCUCCCCUCUACCCCCCCCACACCCACCCCACCCCUCCCUCACCCCUCCCCCCUCUCCAACACCACCCCUCCCCUCACCCCCCCCUCUCCACACACACCACCCCCCCCUCUCCACCCCUCCCCCUCCACCACCCACCACCCCUCCCCUCUACCCCUUCCUCUCCACACCACACCCCCCACCCCCUACCCCUCUACCCCCCCCCUCCCACCACACCCACCCCUACCUCCUCCCCCACCCCUCCCCCUCCCCCUCUCCCACCCACCCACCCCUCCCCUCUACCCUCUCCCUCCUCCCACACACACCCACCCCUCCCCUCUACCCCUUCCUCUCCCACACACCACCCCUCCCCUCAACCCCUUCCGUCUCCCACAACCACCACCCCCCCCUCUACCCGCUAUCCUCUCCCACACACACCCGCCUCCCUCACCCUUCCUCCCCCAUGCGACCCUCCCCUGCGCCGUGCGCUAGGCCUUCCUUCAAGCUCACAUGUGCCAACCACGGCCUCAUGCUGGCAGGCCCUGGCCAAUGCCCAGCUGUUUGGGGAGGAUGAGGUGGAGGUGCUCAACUGGCUGGCUGAGGUGGGCCAGAGGCUGGGACAGGUGUCGGUGCAGAGCCACCAGCCGGGGGUCCUCACCCAGCAGCACAAACACACACUGGUACGAUACUAUGGUUUGGACAGGGAGUAGCUAUACUACACAAAAUAUACUAUUAGUAGUAUAUAGUACACAAAAUAGUACACAAUAGUAUAUUAGUACUUAAUAGUAUAUUAGUACUACCGCACUACUGCAGGGAGUAUUGUAUUGGCUAGUACUGUCUAGACAUUGAGUAGCAAUAUGAAUGACUCCUAUUACACUCUAUAACAUAGUUGUCAAACCCAUUCCACGGAGGGCAGAGUGUCUGCGGGUUUUCACUCCUCCCUUGUACUUAAUUGAUGAAUUAAUGUCACUAAUUAUUAAGGAACUCCCCACACCGGUAGUCUAGGGCUUCAUUAAAAGGAAAAACCCAAAACCUGCAUACACUAGGCCCUCCAUGGAAUGAGUUUGACACCCCUGCUCUGUAAGGUGUUCAUUCUGUUUCUCUCCCCUUCCCCCAUCAGUCUCUGAAUGAAGAGAUCGUGAGCAGGAAGAAGCAGGUUGACCAGGCCAUUAAGAACGGACAGGCCCUGCUCAAGCAAACCACCGGUACAGUACAACCUCUUAACUCUGGAUACUACAUAAUCUCUUUGAUUCUGGACCAUCUCUCCCCUAGCCCACAUCUAACCAUCUUUAUCACUAGCCAAACAACCAGAACUGUUCCUGGACCUGUCAUUAUAACUGCAGAUAACCACAGAGCCUGUAUUCCACUGACUGGGUCUGUUGUUAACCCCCGCAGGUGAGGAGGUUCUGCUGAUCCAGGAGAAGCUGGACGGUAUCAAGUCUCGCUACGCUGAGAUGACGGCCGGGAGCAGCAAAGCCCUCCGCACCCUGGAGCAGGCCCUGCAGCUGAGCACGCGAUUCGCCAGCGCCCACGACGACCUCAACCAAUGGCUAGACAAGGUGGAGACGGAGCUCAACAUCAUGGAGCCCGACGCCACGCCAGCCUAUCAGGAAAGACAGAAGGUAAAUGUGCCUAUAUAUGCUGUGAAUAUACUGUAUAUUGUGUAAAUAUAUUUACAGUCUGCAAUAUUUCCAGAUGUUCAGUGGUCAUUUCAAUUAAUGAUACACCCAAUGAUUCUUGAAGAAUAACUUAUAGGUUUGUUAUUCCUUAGCCCAACUGUCUUGCGGUUAUUAGUCUUCAACACUGUAGCGUAAAUAGGAGUUAUAUCUUGAGUUGAAGAUACUCAAUCUCUCUGUGUGUGUGUGUGUGUGUGUGUGUGUGUGUGUGUGUGUGUGUGUGUCUGUGUGUGUGUUUCUCUUUCCCAGGAGCUGAAGUGUGUGUCAGCGGAGAAACGUCUGGUUUUGGACACGGUCAACGAGGUGGGCAAUGCCCUCUUAGACCUGGUGCCCUGGCGUGCCCGUGAGGGUCUGGACCGCCUGGUGGCUGACGCCAACCAGCGCUACCGAACGGCGGACGAGACCAUCACCCAGCGGGUACAGCUGGUACAGGCUGCCAUCCAGAGGUCACAACAGGUACUGCAAUGUGACAAAAUGAAAUCAAUGUCUAUUGGGUACUAGCUGCUGAGUCCAUUCAGUGAUCGUAUACGUUUGCAGUGGAUGAUGGUGUUGAUAGUCAAAGGUGGGCCAAAUUGUGUAAGUUCAGGAUUUGAAUAGUUUUGAUUUUUAUGUCUUCUUUCUCUGUGUCUAUCUUGGUCUGUAUGGUGUGUAGAAGUAAUCCAUGAGGUUUCUGCUGUCGUUGUCAUGAAGAGGAUGAUGCUAAUGUUGUAGCAUUUCCCUCUGGUCUCUUAGCAUGAGGUGGCUGUGUGUAAUGCUAACUACUGUAAAUGCUAAUAACAUCUCACUCUGUCAGUUGAAUUUGUUUGUAUUUUUUUAAUUUAACCUUUAUUUAACCAGGUAAGACAGUUGAGAGCAAGUUCUCAUUUACAACUGUGACCUGGCCAAGAUAAAGCAAAGCAGUGCGAUUAAAAACAACAACAACACAGUUACAUAUGGAAUAAACAAAACGUACAGUCAAUAACACAAUAGAAAAUCUAUAUACAGUGUGUGCAGAUGUAGUAAGUUAUGGAGGUAAGGCAAUAAAUAGGCCAUAGUGCAAAAUAAUUACAAUUUAGUAUUAACACUGGAGUGAUAGAUGUGCAGAAGAUGAUGUGCAAAUGGAGAUACUGGGGUGCAAAUGAGCAAAAUAAAUAACAAUGUAAAUAACAAUAUGGGGAUGAGGUAGUUGGGUGGGCUAAUUACAGAUGGGCUGUGUACAGGUGCAGUGAUCGGUAAGCUGCUCUGACAACUGAUGCUUAAAGUUAGUGAGGGAGAUAAGUGUCUCCAGCUUCAGAGAUUUUUGCAGUUCGUUCCAGCCAUAUGAGGCAGAGAACUGGUAGGAAUGGCGGCCAAAGGAGGUGUUGGCUUUGGGGAUGACCAGUGAGAUAUACCUGCUGGAACGCAUACUACGGGUGGGUGUUGCUAUGGUGACCAAUGAUCUAAGAUAAGGCGGGGAUUUGCCUAGAAGUGAUUUAUAGAUGACCUGGAGCCAGUGAGUUUGGCGACAAAUAUGUAGUGAGGGCCAGCCAACGAGAGCGUACAGGUCACAAUGGUGGGUAGUAUAUGGGGCUUUGGUGACAAAACGGAUGGCACUGUGAUAGACUACAUCCAAUUUGCUGAGUAGAGUGUUGGAAGCUAUUUUGUAAAUGACAUCGCCGAAGUCAAGGAUCGGUAAGAUAGUCAGUUUUACGAGGGCAUGUUUAGCAGCAUGAGUGAAGGAGGCUUAGUUGCGAAAUUGGAAGCCGAUUCUAGAUUUAGCUUUGGAUUGGAGAUGCUUAAUGUAAGUCUGGAAGGAGAGUUUACGGUCUAACCAGACACCUAGGUAUUUGUAGUUGUCCACAUAUUCUAAGUCAGACCCGCCGAGAGUAGUGAUUCUAGUCGGGACGGGCGGGUGCAAGCAGCGUUCGAUUGAAGAGCAUGCAGUGUGGGGAAGCUGUGUGUGCCAUGCUAACUGUGUGUAUCUCUCUGUGCCUCAGUAUGAGGAAGCGGUGGACGCAGAGCUGACCUGGGCUGGGGAGACUGAGAGGAAGUUAUCUUCCCUAGGUCCUCUGAGUCUGGAGCCUGACGUCACCGUGGCCCAGCUACAAGUCCAGAGGGCCUUCAAUAUCGACAUCAUCCGACACAAAGACACCGUGGACCAGCUACUCAACACCAGGGACGACAUCCUGGAGACAUGCAGUGACCAGCAGAGAGACGCUCUGAUGGUGAGGAGAGUGGGACGAAGGGUUUGGGGAGAGCGAAAGUGGCCAGAGAAAUGCAGAGAGUCAGUGAGAAGGGAGAAAGGCUUCCAAACAGGCCAAGAGGACUUUUGUAACAUAAGCAAUGACUAAUUUAAGAAAAGUUAAUUCACAGGAAAAUCAAAUGACAUGAUCGAUGUAUUAUUAGAAUGUUAUUAAAUAUUAUAAACAAGGAAGGAAAUAUUGUGUUUUGGGCUCGAUAUACAAGUAGGGAAAUACUCUUUGUGCUUGAAGUAAAAUAGCACAACAAUAGUACACAAAAUAGGAAAUAUUCAGGUGAUUUUUGCCUAGUUACCAAAUGUGAACCAUUCUAACACCUUUUCCUCCCUUCGCUCUCCUCAGGUGAAGACUGACUCGCUGUCUGCCCACUACGAGGCGGUGAGCCAGCGGCACCAGGAGCGUUUCUCAGCCCUGGAGCAGGCCCAGGUCCUGGUGGCCCGCUUCUGGGAGACCCAGGAGGAGCUGGAGCCCUGGCUGGGGGAGACGGAGACCCUUAUCGCCCAGCUGCCCCCACCCGCCGUCGACACAGAGGCCCUGCGACUACAACAGGAGCAGAUGAGGGUGAGGAGGGAGGGAGGAAUGGGAGGAGGCAGAAAGGGGGAGGAGUGGGAGUAGGCUCUAAUUGCUGUAUUUUAACUCAUGUCCUCGUGAAAAGAUGUAUCAUGUCGAAUACGUUCCUAACACUUCUACUCUUUAUCUUUUGCCUUUUUCAUUUCUCUUUCUCUGUCUGUGUGGUACUCCAACUGUACCACUCUCUCAAUCACUCUAUCCAUCUUCCUCUUUACUGAUUGUCCACUCUUUCUACCUCUUGGUUCUUCCUCCCUCCAUCUUUCCUCCAGCUCCUGAGGGAGUCCAUAGCGGAGCACAAGCCCCACAUCGACAAGCUGCUGAAGAUCGGCCCCCAGCUGGCCGUUCUGAGUCACCAAGAGGGGGCCACCGUGAGGCAGCGCUACAGCGACGCCGAGAAACGCUACAUGGCCAUCAAGGAGGAGGUCAAGGGUCGCGCCACCACCCUGGACGAGGCUGUGUCUCAGUCUGCACAGGUAUGGUUUCGUAAAAGUGAAUUUGAAAUCGGUUUGUAGCUCGAAAGUGUUUCAAUUGUCAAAGCUUGUGUCUGCCGAUUGCUGCCCCAAUACAACCGAGCUUACGGCAUACAUAUGAGGAAAUCUGACGACUUCCUUAUAUGGAUGCCGUAAGCCUUGUUAUGUCCAUAUUUGGAAGUCUUCCAAUUUCCUAAUAUGGAUGCCGUACGUACAAUCUAGCUGCUAAUGGCAUGAUGAGGUCAAUGUAAUGUUACAAUUUACACUGCUCUUCCACUAGAGAGCAGUGUGGUAUUUAUUUGACCACUGGACUCUUUACUUGGAACUGUGUUUUGGCUCUUUUUUCUAAUUUCCAUUAAAUGAAUGGAAGAGAACUAGACAAUGUUAUAACUUAUUCUUGCGCUCCAAGAAAUGUUGCAAUGAUCUUCAAAAGUCUUAGUCAUAAUAUGAUAGUAGUGGUAGUAAUAGUUGCUAUUUGCUAAAGCUACACAGCUUCAUUGCUACCCUUAAUAGUAAAUCAAUUGUUAUAUACAAUUUUCCUAUUUCCAUAAGUAGCAUUCACAUUUUAUUUCAGUAGUUCUCUUGUCAAAUGCUCUCUCAUAACACCUCAUUUCAUAAAUCAUGAGCCACCAUUGAUUAUGAAGGAGUGCUAAGCUGAUUGUUGCUGCUGUUGAUAUUGCUUGGCCAGAGUGUGUGCAUGUCACUGAUCUAACACAACGUAUUGUUUCUCUACCUCCCAUCCCUAAUGGACCAUAUCACCCACCCACUCCCUCUCUCUAUGCAUCCCUCUCUCUCUAUUUUCAUUCCUCCUAAACCACCAACCUCCAUACCUCUCUAUCCCCCCCCUAAAUUCCCAACCCUCCCUUGUGCCUUACAUUUCCCCCUCUCCUUGCACUCCCCCACCCCUCCAUCCUUCCAUCCCUCCCUCCCUGAUUUGCGCCAUCCAUCCCUCCGUCCUGCCUCUCACUCAUUGUGGAUGUGCUGUGUGUUUUGACCCACCAUUUCCUCCAUCCAUCAUCACUGCUCACUGCAAUCACCCAGCUGGUAGAGGUAAGACCACUGACUGACCUGUACUGUGUUACUGAUGCCAACCGGCCACAACGUGACUUAGUAACCAUAGUACUGACCAAGAUGUACUGACACACCAAAUGACACAAUUUACAGGAAUGUGUUUGUUAGUUAUUAGAGAUCCUUCCUGCGUGAAUCUUGUGUCUAGGCUCAGACAACCCGCCAUAACUCCCAAGUAUACUUUGUCCAAUCUCUCUCCUCUUUCCCAAUUAGUGUGUUUUGAUAUGUUUGUAAAUUGGCAAUUCCUGUCCUUUUUAGUAGCUUUAGGCUUGUCCUCUUCUCUGUUCCAGUCCAUGUUACCCAUUUUGACAUUGCUCAAAUGCAGUUAUUUACCAGAAACGUCCAUAUAAUCUUUAUCAACAACCACUUAGUGAGGCUGUGGCAAUAGUUUGUGCUGAUUGAAAGUUGGGUGCAGUAUUCCUAACGAAGUUAACUUUAUUAAUGUAUAGUAAAUACAUCAAUAAUACUCCCACACCUUGAAUCACAUGACCCUCCAAGUAUCCAAAUUACAUGGUAUUUUUCAGUAGGAGCUCAGCAUUUUCGCACUGUCAAAAUGUCACCCCUCCCCUCCGAAUACAUAUACGAAUGUAUAAUAAUACGAAUAAAACCCUUAAAGGCUCUGCAUGGUCAAUCCGCCUUCUGCAGUGGCUGUACAGCGUUUACUGCGAUACGGCCUCUGUAGAAGUCAGGGCAUUCAUACUUCUUCCGCUUCGAAGAGCUGUUGUGAAGGAAGUUGUCAAGGAAGUGAGUUUGUGUUUGUAUAGGACCUCCCACCCCCACCGACCGUCAACCUAUCAUGUCAAUGCGGAGCUAUACGGAGCCCUCCGCAUUGUUACAGAAAUUGGUAGGCGCAUGGCAUCGUCGUAUGGAGCUCGAUUUGGCCUCCGGAGGCUCUGCAAUUUACAUUUACAUUUUAGUCAUUUAGCAGACGCUCUUAUCCAGAGCGACUUACAGUUAGUGAGUGCAUACAUUUUUUCAUACUGGCCCCCCGUGGGAAAUGAACCCACAACCCUGGCGUUGCAAGCGCCAUGCUCUACCAACUGAGCUACACGGGGCCACUUGCGUGACACCCUCCAUUCGGAGCCUCUGGACAGCAUUGCCGGAUCGAGCAGCUAUUAGUCACACUACCCACCUCCUCUUCUUAACCCUCUCUCUCCACCCCUCCCUCUUCCCCCCCAGUUCCACGACAAGAUGGACCCCCUGUUGGAGACCCUGGAAGGGGCCGUGCAACGCCUCCGCUCCCCUUCUCCCGUGGCGGCAGAGGUGGAUAAGAUCCGGGAGCAGCUGGCUGAGCACAAGGCAACAGGGCUGGAGCUGGACAAACUGCUGCCCUCCUUCUCUGCCCUUUGUGCCCGCGGCGAGGAGCUCAUCAGUAGAGCAGCCCACGACGACCCUGCCGCUCAAGGCAAGGGCCUAAAACACACACAGAUACACUUACAUAUGCUGUGUGUGUACACACACACACAUAAACACAAUCACACAUGAACACAUAAACAAAAAUAAAUGCACAUACAUCACCCAGGGGCACACACACAUGACCAGCCCUAGGUAGAGACAAUGACUCCUACACAGGACCCCAGUAUAAAAAGAGAUGCGCUAAAACAAUGUGCAUGCACACACUCACACUGUACUACAAUGAUCCCACUGACAAACCUGAUUCGUCUCAUCCUUUUUUUUAUUCAACAAAGUUUAUUUUAAACACAGACACCCAGAAACACAAAGGCGCCGAUUCACAAACACUUAUGAACUUUUGACGACUCACAUGACGACACCGCCAUCCCCCCGCCAAAAAACCCUCCGGCUUUGACACACCACGCCUCCAUCCAUUUCUCAGUGCACCACUUCAUAACUAUGAAUGAGUGCUCUGUGCAGUGGUAGUGGGAGUGUACCCUAUUGACUGACUCUAAAAGACUCCACUGUUGAGGGCUAGUCACUAGAUGGCCAUGCUAGAAGGGACAAAAGCAGCAAUAACGUCAGAACUUAUAAGCAAGUACAUUUGCUAUUUGUCGUAAUGUUAUGGUUCGGUUCAGGGUAAAAUAAUUAAUAAUAACUUAUUACAUAAAAUUCCUCCAUCCAUUUUUACAUAGCUAAUAGCAAAUAGUGACAAUUCUGUCCUUUCAAGCAUGGACAAAAAACACCACGCUUCCAGAUUAAUUCCUAACUCUCCCAUCCCCCUCUUUCCCCCUCCCAGCCGUGCAUUCCCGUCUCCUGCGUCUGCGCUCCCUGUGGGAUGAGAUCCGGCAGAGGGCUGAGGAGCGGGAGGGGAAGCUGACGGACGUCUUGGACCUGGCUGGGAAGUUCUGGGCCGACAUGGCGGCGCUACUGAGCACGCUCCGUGACUCGCAGGACAUCGUCAAGGAACUGGAGGACCCCGGGGUGGACCCCUCCCUCAUCAAACAGCAGAUAGAGGCAGCAGAGGUACGUAUGGAGAGGGGGAUGGAGGGUUACUAAGAGAGAGGAAGGGGACAAUGGUUAUUGAAAGAGAGAGGGAGGAGAAAAGUGAGAGAGAGAAAAAGAUAUUGAGGCAAAGCGCAUGUUUGUAGCAACAAUAUUGAAUACACAAGGAAAGUAUAGCAAGAUAUUCAGACGCUAAAAUGUGGAGCAAUAGAGUCUUCUGAGGUAAAGUGGGGAAAUAUGACGGAAUGUUAUUAGUUAUGUAACUGCCUAUAUAGCUUCUGAUUGAAACAUGUAUUUGUACUGUGGUUAGCUCAGAGGUAGGAAGGGGAGAGAAUAUGCAGAGGUAGUUACUGAUGAUUGUGACGACUGUUGGGUUAUCUGGUCUGUCCAACUGUGCUGAUGUCUGUGUGUCUCUCAUCAGGCCAUCAAGGCCGAGACAGACGGGCUGAGGGAGGAGCUGGAGUUUGUACGAACCCUUGGGGCUGACCUCAUCUUCGCCUGCGGAGAAACUGAGAAACCUGAGGUCAAGAAGACCAUCGACGAGGUGAGAGGAGUACAGCAUGACAACUUCAACACUUAAGACAGGAUCAAACAAAUCAAGAACAAUAAUCAUUAAUGGACUCGUUGCAUUAUCUUUCUUGUGUCUAUGUUCUCUGUUUUAUGUCUUUUUAUUGCAGUAUAUGUUUUAUCUUUCCUCUCUUCUUCCUUCUCUGUAUCCGUUUCUCAGAUGAAUGCCGCCUGGGACGGCCUGAACCGGACGUGGAGAGAGAGGAUGGAGAGGUUGGAGGAGGCCAUGACGGCUUCUGUGCAGUACCAGGAUGCAUUGCAGGUCAGUGUCCCAGAAUGCAUCACUCUUUCAGCUCAGUGUGUCAGAUAAUUAAAUAAUUUUAAUUAAAUAAUUUUGUAUUCAUUGCACUAGUUCUUUAGGAAUGUAGAUGCGUAGAAAUGUAUAAUGUUAUGAAGUAGAGGCAUUUAUAGGUAUCAGGACAUAGAUCGGCAUUAUAUCUUUCAGAAGUUAGAUUGUCUCAUUUGUCUCUCUCGUGUGUGUGUGUGUGUGUGGUGUGUGUGUGUGUGUUGCAGGGCAUGUUUGACUACCUGGACAACGCAGUGAUCAAGCUCUGUGACAUGUCCACUGUGGGCACUGAUCUGGGAACUGUCAAACAGCAGAUCGAAGAACUCAAGGUUUGAAUCAUAAUCGACUUUUGUCAUGUAGCUUUGAUAUAAAUACUAUACUUAAUAUAUUCCAAUAAAAGUUUUCCUCAUCCUCCAAAUAUUUAUAAUCUUUAUUGUACUUAAAAAACGGUUUUGAUGAAAAUACAAAAUCCUCGGUAAGUCAAAAAUACUCUCUUGGUUAAUAGUUAACUAUCACUAAUGAUAAGCAAACUGCUAGUACAGGCCUGACUCCUCUCCUCUCCUGUGAGCAGCAGUACAAGGUGGAGGUGUACCAGCAGCAGAUAGACAUGGAGAAGCUGUGCCACCAGGGGGAGCUGCUGCUCAAGAAGGUCUCGGACCAGACCGACAGAGACAUGAUCCAGGAGCCCCUCACGGAGCUCCGACACCUCUGGGACAACCUGGGGGACAAGAUCACUCACAGACAGGUACGCAAACUAUGCAUUGACCUGUUUUACCCAGUGACUUCCUAACUAUUGUAGAGUAGGGGAAGUAGCUACAGUAGCUCUUCAGCCCCCUGUCUAAAAGAACGCCUUCAGACCUCCGGUCGUCUGGAACUCAGACUCACUGUUGCCCCCCCCCCCCCAAAGUCAAUACUUUGUAGAGCCACCUUUUGCAGCAAUUACAGCUGCAAGUCUCUUGGGGUAUGUCUCUACAAGCUUGGCACAUCUAGCCACUGGGAUUUUUGCACAUUCUUCAAGGCAAAACUGCUCCAGCUCCUUCAAGUUGGAUGAGUUCCGCUGGUGUACAGCAAUCUUUAAGUCAUACCACAGAUUCUAUAUUGGAUUGAGGUCUGGGCUUUGACUAGGCCAUUCCAAGACAUUUAAAUGUUUCCCCUUAAACCACUCAAGUGUUGCUUUAGCAGUAUGCUUAGGAUCAUUGUCCUGCUGGAAGGUGAACCUCCAUCCCAGUCUCAAAUCUCUGGAAGACUUUCCCUGUAUUUAGUGCCAUCCAUCAUUCCUUCAAUUCUGACCAGUUUCCCAGUCCCUGCCGAUGGAAAAACAUCCCCACAGCAUGAUGCUGCCACCACCAUGCGUCACUGUGGGGAUGGUGUUCUCGAGGUGAUGAGAGGUGUUGGGUUUGCACCAGACAUAGCGUUUUCCUUGAUGGCCAAAAAGCUCAAUUUUAGUCUCAUCUGACCAGAGUACCUUCUUCCAUAUGUUUGGGGAGUCUCCCACAUGCCUUUUGGCGAACACCAAACGUGUUUGCUUAUUUUUUUCUUUAAGCAAUGGCUUUUUUUCUGGCCACUCUUCCAUAAAGCCCAACUCUGUGGAGUGUACAGUUUAAAGUGGUCCUAUGGACAGAUACUCCAAUCUCCGCUGUGGCGCUUUGCAGCUCCUUCAGGGUUAUCUUUGGUCUCUUUGUUGCCUCUCUGAUUAAUGCCCUCCUUGCCUGGUCCGUGAGUUUUGGUGGGCGGCCCUCUCUUGGCAGGUUUGUUGUGGUGCCAUAUUCUUUCCAUUUUUUUAUAAUGGAUUUAAUGGUGCUCCGUGGGAUGUUCAAAGUUUCUGAUAUUUUUUUAUAACCCAACCCUGAUCUGUACUUCUCCACAACUUUGUCCCUGACCUGUUUGGAGAGCUCCUUGGUCUUCAUGGUGCCGCUUGCUUGGUGGUGCCCCUUGCUUAGUGGUGUUGCAGACUCUGGGGCCUUUCAGAACAGGUGUAUAUAUAUAUAUAUAUAUAUAUAUACUGAGAUCAUGUGACACUUAGAUUGCACACAGGUGGACUUUAUUUAUCUAAUUAUGUGACUUCUGAAGGUAAUUGGUUGUACCAGAUCUUCUAUAGGAGCUACAUAGCAAAAGGGGUAAAUACAAAUGCACGCAUCACUUUUCCGUUAUUUUUUCAUUUGUUAUUUUUAUUCAUUUCACUUCACUAAUUUGGACUACUUUGUGUAUGUCCAUUACAUGAAAUCCAAAUAAAAAUCCAUUUAAAUUACAGGUUGUAAUGCAACAAAAUAGGAAAAACGCUAAGGGGGAUGAAUACUUUUGCAAGGCACUGUACAUUAUAUUACACAUUGCAAUGCAAUACAAUCCAACAUGGUUUCUGAAUAACCACUGUUUUCCCUAUUCUGUUUCCUACAGCAUAAAUUGGAGGGUGCUCUCCUGGCGCUAGGUCAGUUCCAGCAUGCCUUGUCUGAGCUGCAGUCCUGGCUUAGUCACACCCACUCCACCCUGGACACGCAGAGACCCAUCAACUCCGACCCCAAGGCCAUCGAGAUAGAACUGGCCAAACACCACGUACGUCUACCUCUCUACAUCUAUCCCUCCCACACGCUUACUUAUCCUCUCCAUUUCUUCUUUACGCCUUAAUUUCUAGACUCUUAACGACCAGUUUCCCACACCCAGAUUAAGCCAAUCCUGGACUAAAAAGCACUUUCAAUGGAGAUUCUCCAUCAGGAAAUCGGUCUUAUUAGCUUAUCUCUACCUCUCUCUCAUCUCUCCUCAAUCUCCCCUCCAUAUCACCCUCACUUCUGUUAUUUUCCCUUAUAGAUUAUGCGUUACGCCAUUUUGUGCCAGAAUGCUUGCUUCACAUCAAUGAUUGCAUUGGAGAACUGUAACUUACACACCCUCCCUCCAACUCUCUCUCUUUCAGGUGCUGAGGAACGACGUGUUGUCCCAUCGCUCCACGGUGGAGACGGUGAACGCGGCAGGGGCUGAGCUGCUGGAGUCCAGUCCCGGGGAUGAGGCCAACCACCUCCGCGACCAGCUGGACCACCUCAACCGCGGCUGGGAGAACCUGCUACUCAAGUCCCAGGACCGGCAGAAACUACUGGAGGCUGCACUGCACCAGGUAGGAAGGAUACAGGAGGACUGGAGGACUGGGCUGAGAAGAGAGGCUCUAGUUAUGAGUACUGUCUGAGUUAAGCGAAAAGAAGGAAUUACAUCAUUUCUAUCAAUUUCUUCUUACCCCUCCAUGUAAUUAUAUUUCUAUAUUAUGGGUUUCCAUCUUGUACAAAUAAGAUUAUCAAGUUGCACUAGCAAAAUAGGUUAUUUACCAGUUAAGUAAAGGUUUAAAUACUGUACUAAAUUUUAACUAAGCUAAAACCAUGGGGCAAAUGAAUGAACGACACAGCAGCACUGCCAUUAACGCACAACUCAUGACUUCCCGUCUUGUUCCCUCUCGUCCCUCGUUCCCCAGGCGGAGGGUUUCCAUGGUGAGCUGGAGGAGUUCCUGCAGUGGAUGAGGAGGACAGAGAGCCAGCUGUCUGCAGCCAAACCCACAGGUGGCCUGCCUGAGACCGCACGGGAGCAGCUGCAGCAGCACCUGGUAAUACUGGGGUUACAUGUUAUGAUACUGCACCCUACCCAUACAUACACUAGAUAUGAUGUGAUGGAGACAACACAUGGUAAUGGGGAUAAAUGUUAUGACACUGCAUCCUCCCCAUACAUACAGUGAGGGAAAAAAGUAUUUGAUCCCCUGCUGAUUUUGUACGUUUGCCCACUGACAAAGGCAUGAUCAGUCUAUAAUUUUAAUGGUAGGUUUAUUUGAACAGUGAGAGACAGAAUAACAACAACAAAAAUCCAGAAAAACACAUGACAAAAAUGUUAUGAAUUGAUUUGUAUUUUAAUGAGGGAAAUAAGUAUUUGACCCCUCUGCAAAACAUGACUUAGUACUUGGUGGCAAAACCCUUGUUGGCAAUCACAGAGGUCAGACGUUUCUUGUAGUUGGCCACCAGGUUUGCACACAUCACAGGAGGGAUUUUGUCCCACUCCUCUUUGCAGAGCUUCUCCAAGUCAUUAAGGUUUCGAGGCUGACGUUUGGCAACUCGAACCUUCAGCUCCCUCCACAGAUUUUCUAUGGGAUUAAGGUCUGGCCACUCCAGGACCUUUAAUGUGCUUCUUCUUGAGCCACUCCUUUGUUGCCUUGGCCGUGUGUUUUGGGUCAUUGUCAUGCUGGAAUACCCAUCCACGACCCAUUUUCAUUGCCCUGGCUGAGGGAAGGAGGUUCUCACCCAAGAUUUGACGGUACAUGGCCCCGUCCAUCGUCCCUUUGAUGCGGUGAAGUUGUCCUGUCCCCUUAGCAGAAAAACACCCCCAAAGCAUAAUGUUUCCACCUCCAUGUUUGACGAUGGGGAUGGUGUUCUUGGGGUCAUAGGCAGCAUUCCUCCUCCUCCAAACACGGCGAGUUGAGUUGAUGCCAAAGAGCUCGAUUUUGGUCUCAUCUGACCACAACACUUUCACCCAGUUCUCCUCUGAAUCAUUCAGAUGUUCAUUGGCAAACUUCAGACUGGCCUGUAUAUGUGCUUUCUUGAGCAGGGGGACCUUGCGGGCGCUGCAGGAUUUCAGUCCUUCACGGCGUAGUGUGUUACUAAUUGUUUUCUUGGUGACUAUGGUCCCAGCUGCCUUGAGAUCAUUGACAAGAUCCUUCUGUGUAGUUCUGGGCUGAUUCCUCACCGUUCUCAUGAUCAUUGCAACUCCACGAGGUGAGAUCUUGCAUGGAGCCCCAGGCCGAUGGAGAUUGACAGUUAUUUUGUGUUUCUUCCAUUUGCGAAUAAUCGCACCAACUGUUGUCACCUUCUCACCAAGCUGCUUGGCGAUGGUCUUGUAGCCCAUUCCAGCCUUGUGUAGGUCUACAAUCUUGUCCCUGACAUCCUUGGAGAGCUCUUUGGUCUUGGCCAUGGUGGAGAGUUUGGAAUCUGAUUGAUUGAUCGCUUCUGUGGACAGGUGUCUUUUAUACAGGUAACAAGCUGAGAUUAGGAGCACUCCCUUUAAGAGUGUGCUCCUAAUCUCAGCUUGUUACCUGUAUAAAAGACACCUGGGAGCCAGAAAUCUUUCUGAUUGAGAGGGGGUCAUACUUAUUUCCCUCAUUAAAAUGCAAAUCAAUUUAUAACAUUUUUGACAUGCGUUUUUCUGGAUUUUUUUGUUGUUAUUCUGUCUCUCACUGUUCAAAUAAACCUACCAUUAAAAUUAUAGACUGAUCAUUUCUUUGUCAGUGGGCAAACGUACAAAAUCAGCAGGGGAUCAAAUACUUUUUUCCCUCACUGUAUGUUUACCAUUCAUUAUGGAAGUUAUUCACUGUUCAUCCAUUCAACCCUUUGAAAACAUGUGUGUGUGUCUGUAGGAGCUCCAGACCCAGUUGGCCCAGCGCGCUGAGCAGUACAACCGACUGCUGGACGCAGGAGAGUCCAUGUUGCUGUCCCGUGGGGGGGAGGAGGGCGGCCCCGGAGCUGGUACGACCCAGACCCAACAGAACCUGGCCCUGCUGCAGAACAAGUGGGCCAGCCUGAACACCAAGAUGGACGACCGCAGGGUAAGAGAAGAAGCUUCUGUUCUGAGACAUGAAUAAAAGACUAUAAGUAAGAGCUUCUUCUUUACUUCUGUAAAAAAAAAACAUGAAGAAGACCAAAAGCCAAAACGCAUUUAUUUUGACUUGUAACAAUAAAGAAGCUUUUUCUUUACAUCCAUUGUCCUCCAAGAGUUACCGAAUCGUCUCUCUAAGAGCGCCUUCAGAAAAUGUAAUGGUUGCUUAGCUUAGAGCUGAACGCUAACUGAAUGCUAACUGAAUGUAAUGGUUGCUUAGCUUAGAGCUGAACGCUAACUGAAUGCUAACUGAAUGUAAUGGUUGCUUAGCUUAGAGCUGAACGCUAACUGAAUGCUAACUGAAUGUAAUGGUUGCUUAGCUUAGAGCUGAACGCUAACUGAAUGCUAACUUAACACAAAGUUGUGCAUUUGUAUAUGUAUACAAAGUGCUGCACUCAUGUAUUCAUUAGGUACCUAAUAAAAUGUAUACAUUAUAGAUUUUCACAGGUAGACUAUAAAAAACACUGUUUUACAUAGGAGGUGUAUCUUUAAAGGAGCGAUUUUCAAUGUUACCAUCAAACCUUUCACUGACCCGUUUGCUACCCCUCCACCCCCCACCCUAGGCGAAGCUGGAUGAAGCGGUGUCGCUGGCCACAGGGUUCCAGUCCUCCCUCCAGGACACCAUCAACUGGCUGACCCAGGCAGAGCAGACCCUCAACAUGGCCCAGCCCCCCUCCCUCAUCCUGGACACCGUCCUCUUCCAGAUAGAUGAACACAAGGUAGGCAAUUUAGGCACCAUAGAAGUAUAGAGAUCCUAUGUUAUGCGUGGUUGACAUUCAUUUCUAUGGUAAGUGGGGUUAUAUUGGUGAGUAGUUUACAUAAAAUGGAUUCCAUGGAAUAGGAUAGAAUAUUGGGCCUCCCGAGCGGCGCAGCGGUCUAAGGCACUGCAUCUCAGUGCUUGAGGCGUCACUGCAGACCCUGGUUUGAUCACAGGCUGUCACAACUGGCCGUGACCGGGAGUCCCAUAGGGCGGCGCACAAUUGGCCCAGCGUCGUCCGGGUUAGGGGAGGGUUUGGCCGGGGGGCUUUACUUGGCUCAUCGCGCCCUAGUGACUCCUUGUGGCGGGCUGGGUGCCUGCAGGCUGACUUCAAUCAUCAGUUGAACAGUGUUUCCUCCGACACAUUGGUGCAGCUGGCUUCCGGGUUAAGCGGGUGGGUGUUAAGAAGCGCGGUUUGGUGGGUCAUGUUUCGGAGGACGCAUGACUCGACCUUCGCCUCUCCCAAGCCCGUUGGGGAGUUGCAGCGAUGAAACAAGAUCGUAAUUGGAUAUCACGAAAUUGGGGAGAAAGAGGGUGUAUAAUACAGCAACAAUAUAUGUGAAUGAUAAGUUGACUCAUCAUAUUCAUCAGACAUUUUGCAGACUUAAUACAUUUCCCUUCCACCUUUCUCUUCCGUUUGGCUAGCUGGUAUGUGCUGAUGAGCAUGUGCGUAUACAGCUGAAAUCAUGGCACCAAGAACCAAAUCAGCGAAUCAAUUUAAUGUUAAGGCUGUCACGAGGGACUAAUACAACUGUAACACGCUCUCUGUCUAUCUCUGUUCCCCCCAGGUGUUUGUGAAUGAGGUGAACACCCACAGGGAGCAGGUUUUGGCUCUGGAGAAGGCCGGCUCUCAGCUGCGUUUCGCCAGUCUGAAGCAGGAUGUGGUUCUGAUCAAGAACCUGCUGCUGAGUGUUCAGGCCCGCUGGGACAAGCUGGUGCAGAGGUCCCUGGACCGCGGCAGACACCUCGACGAGGCCCGCAAGAGGGCCAAGCAGGUACGAGAGAGGAGGGUUUUAAAUGCUUUCUCCAUAUGUACGUAACUCACUUCACCCUUCACCAAAGUGCUGCACCCAAAUGGACGCUACACGGCAGACAUUUUGUUUUAGAAAACACCCUGCAUAUCAAUUAGAUAUGGUAAACCAGUUUCUCUCUCCCUCCCUUUAGUUCCAUGAGGCGUGGAGGAAACUGUCAGACUGGCUGGAGGAGGCUGAGAGCCGACUAGACUCAGAGCUGGAGAUCUCCAACGAGCCAGACAAGAUCAAAGUACAACUGACCAAACACAAGGUACAGUAGGAGUCUCACUUUAAAGCUCACUGUGUGGGUCUUGCAUGGAAAUAAUAGGAUUCUGAGCGAUACUCACACCCAACGAACACAAUAUAUGAUUAGGCUGCACAAUGUAGAUCCUCUGUGCUUUUGUGUGAUUUUUCUCUUACAUGUAUGACAUGGUAUCUCCCCCCCCCCCCCCCCCAAAGGAGUUUCAGAAGGCUCUGGGCUCUAAACAGCCGGUGUAUGACACCACAGUGAGGUCUGGUAAGGCCAUGAGGGACAAGGCCACGUUGCCCGAAGACACCCAGAAACUAGACCACCUACUAGGGGAGUUCAGGGACAAGUGGGACACCGUCUGUGGGAAGAGUGUGGAGAGGUGAGGGGAAAACUCGAUGCCAAAUGCUUUAUUAGAAUGACUAUUAUGGUAGGGUUCUCCAACUCCAGUCCUGGAGAGCUACUGAUUGUGCAGGUUUCUGUUCCAGCCCAGCACAAAGUAACGCACCUGAUUCAGCUAAUUCUGGUCCCGAUUGAACCCAACGAUUAUUGAUUGAUUAUUUGAAACUGGAACAAAAGCCUGCAAACCCAGGAGCUCUCCAGGACACUGUCAUAUAGAAUACUGGAUCAUAAAAGCGAAGUUCAAAUAAUGAUAGCUGCAAUUUCAAAGUAAUGUGACAACUGAUUUUUCCUCCAUCUCUCAUACAGGCAACACAAGCUGGAGGAGGCCUUGCUGUUCUCAGGUCAGUUUGCUGAGGCCCUGCAGGCCCUGGUGGACUGGCUGUACCGUGUAGAACCCCAGCUGGCUGAAGACCUGCCAGUCCAGGGAGACCUGGACCUGGUCUCCAAUCUCAUGGACUCGCACAAGGUAUUUAUUUAUGUAACAGCAAAGGUUAGACUAUUGGUUACCAUUGGUUUAAAAAGCCACAAAAAAGCCUGCACUUACUUUUAUUUGCCCAGCGCCUCAUUGCCCAAGCAGAAUUAAAUGUGAAUACUUAUUUCUCAAUCGUAACAUUUUGUCAUGUUUGACCCAUUUUUCAUAUUGAGGACUAAUGUGUAGUAUACAGUGCAUUAGGAAAGUAUUCAGACCCCUUCCCUUUUUGUGUGUAUAUUGAUGAGGGGAAAAAAACGAUUGAAUCAAUUUUAGAAUAAGGCUGUAACGUAAUAAAAUGUGGAAAAAGUCAAGGGGUCUGAAAACUUUACAAAUGCACAUAUUUGAUCCCCCUGCUCUAUGUUUAGGUUCAAACUAUUUCCAUGUUGUUUGACCACUGUUUGAUUAUGUCUCCUCAGGCCUUCCAGAAGGAGUUGGGGAAGAGGACCACUAGUGUCCAUGCCCUGAAGCGCUCAGCCAGAGAACUGAUGGAGACGGGCCGAGACGACACCGCCUGGGUCAAAGUUCAACUGCAAGAGCUCAGCAACCGCUGGGACACAGUCUGUGCCCUGUCCGUCACCAAGCAGACCCGCCUCCAGCAGGCCCUCAAACAGGUCAGUUGGGAAGAAGAAGCCAAGUGGUUGUGACAUUUUGGUUUUAGCACAAUAAUAACAAGUUACAGAAGACCAUGAAUUGUAUUAUAAUUUAAUGUAAAGAUACAGAUGAUUUCAGUCCAUUUACUUUUCUUUCAUUAAUGCUAUCUGUGCAAGCACAUUACAGUAUAUAAUACCGUAAACUAGACCGCAAAAGCUCAAUAAAGCUGAAAACCUUUUUUCUCCAUCCUUCUAAUGAUCCUCCCUCUUUCAUCCCGCUCUCUCAGGCGGAGGAGUUCCGCACGGCGGUGCAGCUGCUGCUGGAGUGGCUGUCAGAGGCAGAGCAGACGCUGCGUUUCCGUGGUGUGCUGCCCGAGGAGGCGGAGACUCUGCAGACGCUGCUCCACACCCACCGGAACUUCAUGGCCACGGUUGAGGAGAAGAGGACCGACGUGAACCGGGCAGCGGGCCAGGGCGAGGCCAUCCUCACCGCGUGCAAUGCGGACUGCAUCACCACCAUCAAACACUGGAUUACCAUCAUCCGCGCCCGCUUUGAAGAGGUAGGUUGUAUGGAAAAGGAGAGUGGGAUGAAUAGGGAGAUAAGAGAGGGAGGUAAAUGUUUUAAAGCCCAAGUAUUUCACCCAUGAAUUGGUGCAUUUUGCUUCUACAGGUCCUCACAUGGGCCAAACAGCACGAGCAGCGUCUGGAGACUGCUCUGACAGAGCUGCUCAACAACGCCACGCUAUUGGAGGAGCUGUUGUCAUGGCUGCAGUGGGCGGAGACCACCCUAGUCCAGCGUGACGGCGAGACCCUUCCACAGGACAUCCCUCAGCUCAAAACACUCAUCACAGAACACCAGGUGGGAGGAGCCUGCUUUUCUGAAACCCUCAUUGGCUAAGUUGCUAUUAUAAUUAUCACUCUUUCUGAUUGGCUGUGUCUAACGUCAAUCUAUUGUUCCCAGGUGUUUAUGGAGGAGAUGACCCGGAAGCAGCCUGACGUGGACAAAGUGACCAAGACUUACAAGAGGAAACCAGCAGAGCCCCCUAGCAGCCUAGCUGAGAGGAGAGGAGCUCGUACGUUACCUUAUUUUACCUCACAAAGAUGCAUUAAUAUUAUGUUGUACUAAAUGAGAAAGAGGAGAAAGACAAUAAAAGUCACCAAAAUAUCAUCAAACGUUCCAUCAAGUGUCCUCAACAUUCAAACCCAUAUAAUGCACAGUAACCAUGACACCUCUCCCUACAGGUAAAAACCAGCAGCAACAACAGCAUCAACAACAGGCGGCGAUGCAGGUCGCCGGGGGCUACCCCCGCCUGACCCAGCUAUGCUCAAGGUGGCAGCAGGUGUGGCUGCUUGCCCUCGACCGCCAGCGCAAGCUCAACGACGCCCUCGACAGGCUUGAAGAGGUACUGUAUUGUAGAAACCCUUGAUCUCCCCUAUUAGAGCAGUACCGGGCUUGGAGACCUGAGUUUUACACCUGCAUCACUGUACAUUUUUGCUACAUUGGUUUCAGAAGUGGGAUGUCUGUAUAUUUUCAGGGUGUUUUUUUCUCCUAUAUAGUGUCUUGUCAAAACAGACACAGGAUUUCCUCAAAGUAUAUUGCUCUUCUUCAUUUAUCUCACAUUAUGUUCAUUGUCUUUGUCCCCAGCUGAAAGAGUUUGCCAACUUUGACUUUGACGUGUGGAGGAAGAAGUACAUGCGCUGGAUGAACCACAAGAAGUCACGCGUCAUGGACUUCUUCAGGCGCAUCGACAAGGACCAGGACGGCAAGAUCACUCGCCAGGAGUUUAUAGAUGGCAUCCUGGCCUCAAGUAUGUUCUUAAGAGCUAGCUACACAUCGUUAGCUCUGUUCUUUGCCCAUAGCCUGCUCCAACUUAAACUGUAGUCAAGUCCUAUAUCUUGGUCAUGAGUUCUACAUCUUGGUGAUUAGUCCUACAUAUCAGUGAUUACUCCUACAUCUCGGUGAUUACUCCUACAUCUCGGUGAUUACUCCUACAUCUUGGUGAUUAUUCCUACAUCUCGGUGAUUAGUCCUACAUCUUGGUGAUUAGUCCUACAUAUCAGUGAUUAGUCCUACAUCUCGUUGAUCAGUCCUACAUCUCGGUGAUUAGUCCUACAUCUCGGUGAUUAGUCCUACAUCUCGGUGAUUAGUCCUACAUCUCGGUGAUUAGUCCUACAUCUCGGUGAUUAGUCCUACAUCUCGGUGAUUAGUCCUACAUCUCAGUGAUUUGUCCUAUAUCUUUUCCUGACUGUUGAUUGUGCUGUGCAGAGUUCCCCACCAGCAGGUUGGAGAUGACGGCGGUGGCAGACAUCUUUGACCAGGACGGAGACGGUUACAUCGACUACUACGAGUUUGUGGCGGCUCUGCACCCCAACAAGGACGCCUACCGGCCCACCACUGACGCUGACAAGAUAGAAGACGAGGUGAGGAAGACACACACACACACACACACACACACAGAUAUACCCAUAUAUAAUAAAUGUCACGCACUUAUUUUGAACAACAAAGCUGGACCUUUGACUUGCCUAGUCCAAUAGCAGCUCAUGAAUUGGAGGUUAAUGGAGCCAGCCUUGUGAUUUUUGUCUCUUUCUCAUUGUGUCUUUCUAUGCAGGUGACCAGACAGGUGGCACAGUGUAAAUGUGCCAAGAGGUUCCAGGUGGAGCAGAUAGGAGAGAACAAGUACAGAGUAAGUCCUCCUCAGCCUGUGACUGUAUACAGUUAAUAAACACAUUAUUAUAUAUUCUGUCUGCAUACUAUGACUUAGUAUUAGGUAUGAGAUAUUGUAUUUUUAAAUGCAGAUGGGCCAGAGCAAUUACAAGGUGAGUUACACCUGAGUCUACAGUGUUUGCUUAGACAGCUUCUACUUAGCUAAAUACAGUUUUCAGAUGCCACUUGACGGAGUGAAUCUUGGUAAUGUUAAGAAACAUUUGUAUUUUUGAAGUUGUUGCGUUUGCGGUCAUGGUGGGUCUAGGGUUGCAUCUGAAAAUGGCACCCUAUUCCCUAUAUAGUGCACUACUUUUGACCAUGGUGGACAACUUUUGACCAGGCCCCUGGACAAAAGUAGUGCACUAUAUAUAGGGAAUAGGUUGCCAUUUUGGAUACACCAUAGUUUUUGUUAACUGAUGAUGGGUGUGUGUCACUACUUCUUUGAGCACCAACAACUGCUGGUGUUGAACUAACGAAUGACAUCACUCCAUUCCUCACGCAUUUAAAUGUUAGCCAAUAGCAGUAGCACUCAUCUGUAUCCAUGGAAAUGCCAACUUUGUAAGCAAGCUUCUCUAAGCUUUGCCAUAUACUCAUAUAACAAGGUGGUCACAUAUUAUUGAUAAUUACUAAGAAACCCGCGGGCCAAAAAAUUGCUUCUCACGGGGCGCAUCUGGCCCCUGGGCCGUAUGUUUUGCACCCCCAUACUCUUUUAACGUAUCAUAUCUCUCUAUACAUAUCUCUAAAUCACAGCACUAUGGGAUUUAUAUGCUGUGUGUGCUUCCCACCAACAAACUAAUAUAACCAUAUUAAAUAUAACUUAGAAACCAUAACAUUUAUCACAGCUCCAGGAUUAGCAACUACUACCAUCGCUGUUUUGUGUGAACUACAUCAUCAUUAUCCUUGGGUUAAUGAUAUCCAGUGUCUGGCCAAAGACAUAAACUAACUGCACCGAGCUUGGGUCACGUUGUCACAUGACAUCACACCUCUGUCUGUCUGACUCUGUUCUUGUGUAUGUUUGUCUGUCUGGCUUCACCCUUCACUGACUUAUCCAUCUUGCUGUGUCUUUGUGUGGCAGUUUUAGUGGCACUUUAACCACACUAUAACAGAUAGGAAAUAGGAUCAUCUAUAGUAUCCACAUCAUUGAAAUUCCACUGCAUCCUUCUGCUUUUGCAGGGAAAUUUAUGGUUGGUUUUAAUGGCAAGAAGACAAGUCAAGUAACUACAAAAUUAAUUGUAACAAGACUUAGUGAAGGAAAUACAGUAUGUGUACAUAGAACAUAGGGUAAGCUACAGUUUAUUCCUCAAUCCAAUUGAGGUCUUAUCCAAUGACAGGUUGAGUCUUAAAUAUUUGUCUCUACAUGUUAUUUCACUCUUUCUCUUUUUCUUUCUCUUUGUUUAUUCCUCCUCCACGUCUGCUGGAUUUUUUGUAGUUCUUCCUUGGAAACCAGGUAAAGUUGACUCGCGUGUUUGGUCCUUUGAAAUCUGCUUCCUGGAUCUCCACCAGUUAAGUGGCCUCAAUUCGACGCCACAAAAAAAUGCUGCCAUGGUGACAGUGCAUUUCAUGUUUGACCAAUCAAAUAUAGCACUACACUGUUGGUGCGGAUCAUGGAAGUGGGUUUCAUAGGCCAUUGAGGUUGUUCUCUUGGUGUGAUUGUGCAGAUUUGGAACACUUUUGUUUUGAGAAAUACAUCAAUUUGGCAAACUGGAAUGGGUUAUAAUGGUAACCAGGGGUUACCCGAUGCUAUUAGUUUUGGACUGGGGCAAUUGGAGAAAUCAUGCUGUUCUGAUAGUAAUUAUAAAUUAACCUUGGUCCCUUAUCUGUUUGUGCUAUCUUGCCAACUCUAUGGUCAUUGUCACAAUGACCAUAAAUUACCAAAGAGUUGACAAGAUAGCACAAACAGACCCAGGCUAAUCAAAGGUAGUUCUGACUUGGUAUUGCUUCAUAGAGUUCUGCUUGCUGGGUGAUGGAGCAGUUUACCAUUGUUGGGUAAGCUGGGCUUUUGACAAAUAGGUGAUUUUAGUAGUAUCAUCAGUGCAUGGGUGCUGGAGUAUAAUUUGCAUGGAGUGUACUUUUACUCAGAGUAGUAUGGGCUGCUGUGUAUAAUGGCUUUGGAUUCUUAAUCUCAUGUCAAUAACCGUUGUACUUUGUUACUGAAUUCCUUUCUGUUUCUCCCUCUGUCCAUUUUCUCUCCUCCUCUCCUCUCCAUUGCUGUGUUAGUUUGGUGACUCGCAGCAGUUGCGGUUGGUUCGUAUCCUGCGCAGUACGGUCAUGGUGCGGGUUGGAGGGGGCUGGAUGGCCCUGGAUGAGUUCCUGGUCAAGAACGAUCCCUGCAGAGGUGAGUUGGGUUUAUUUAUGCACAGACACACGCACAUACAUACAAACAUUACGUACACACACACAUACACAUACAAAUACAGAAUGCAUGUACACACACAAAUACAGAGUACAAAAUGCAAGCCACUGGAUACACUGCGAGUGGGACAAAAGGUAAAUAUAUGGUACUAUGGUCUACUGUUUAAACUAGUCAUAGUCGGACAUAUACAUAUAACAUAGUCGGACAUAUACACUACCAUUCAAAAGUUUGGGGUCACUUAGAAAUGUCCUUGUUUUUGUAAGAAAAGCAAUUUUUUAGUCCAUUAAAAUAACAUCAAAUUGAUCCGAAAUACAGUGUAGACAUUGUUAAUGUUGUAAAUGGCUAUUGUAGCUGGAAACGGCAGAUUUUUUUAUGGAAUAUCUAAAUAGGCGUACAGCGGCCCAUUAUCAGCAACCAUCAGUCCUGUGUUCCAAUGGCACGGUGUGUUUGCUAAUCCAAGUUUAUCAUUUUAAAAGGCUAAUUGAUCAUUAGAAAACCCUUUUGCAAUUAUGUUAGCACAGCUGAAAACUGUUGUGCUGAAUAAAGAAGCAAUAAAGCUGGCCUUCUUGAGACUAGUUGAGUAUCUGGAGCAUCAGCAAUUGUGUGUUCGAUUACAGGCUCAAAAUGGACAGAAACAAAUAACUUUAUUCUGAAACUCGUCAGUCUAUUCUUGUUCUGAGAAAUAAAGGCUAUUCCAUGCGAGAAAUUGCCAAGAAACUGAAGAUCUCGUACAACGCCGUGUACUACUCCCUUCACAGAACAGCACAAACUGUCUCUAACCAGAAUAGAAAGUGGAGUGGGAGGCCCCGGUGCACAACUGAGCAAGAAGACAAAUACAUUAGAGUGUCUAGUUUGAGAAACAGACGCCUCACAGGUCCUCAACUGGCAGCUUCAUUAAAUAGUACCCGCAAAACACCAGUCUCAACGUCAACAGUGAAGAGGCGACUCCAGGGUGCUGACCAUCUAGGCAGAGUUGCAAAGAAAAAGCCAUAUCUCAGACUGGCCAAUAAAAAGAAAAGAUUAAGAUGGGCAAAAGAACAGACCCUGGACAGAGGAAGAUUGGAAAAAAGUGUUAAGGACAGACGAAUCGAAGUUUGAGGUGUUCGGAUCACAAAGAAUAACAUUUGUGAGGCGCAGUCCAAAUGAAAAGAUGCUGGAGGAGUGCUUGAUGCCAUCUGUCAAGCAUGGUGGAGGCAAUGUGAUGGUCUGGGGGUGCUGUGGUGGUGGUAAAGGGGAUCUUGAAGAGGGAAGGCUUUCACUCCAUUUUGCAACGCCAUGCCAUACCCUGUGGACGGCGCUUGAUUGGAGCCAAUUUCCUCCUACAACAGGACAAUGACCCAAAGCACAGCUACAAACUAUGUAAUAGCUAUUUAGGGAAGAAGCAGUCAGCUGGUAUGCUGUCUAUAAUGGAGUGGCCAGCACAGUCACCGGAUCGCAACCCUAUUGAGCUGUUGUGGGAGCAGCUUGACCGUAUGGUACUUAAGUGCCCAUCAAGCCAAUCCAACUUGUGGGAGGUGCUUCAGGAAGCAUGGGAUGAAAUCUCUUCAGAUUACCUCAACAAAUUGACAACUAGAAUGCCAAAGGUCUGCAAGGCUGUAAUUGCUGCAAAUGGAGGAUUCUUUGACGAAAGCAAAGUUUGAAGGACACAAUUAUUAUUUCAAUUAGAAAUCAUUAUUUCUAACAUUGUCAAUGACUACAUUUCCUAUUCAUUUUGCUAUAUUUCCUAUUCAAACUCAUUUCAUGUAUGUUUUCAUGGAAAACAAGGAAAUUUCAAAGUGACCCCAAACUUUUGAACGGUAGUGUACAUAUAAUCUUUCAGGUUUUCAGAGUUCUCUCUUUUCCAAAGCUGUCUACAGUCUGUCUGGUGUGCUCCUCAGAGCAAUGUCUCUCUUUCUCUCCAUCCAUCCAUCAUCUUUUCUCUUCAUCCCUUUCUGUGAUAGUUCUUUGAGUCGACGGGCUUGAAUCGUCUCCAUCUCUUUCCAUCUCUCUCCAUCUCUCUGUUAUGGUUCCUGUUUUUCCAUCUCUUCAUUCAUCUCACCCUUUCUCAUUAUUUUUCUUCACCUUUGUUUUCUGUGUAAGCGUUCCUUUUUUCUCUCUUUUUCUCCCGCUACACAGUCAUUCUUUCAAAGUAGUAUUGCAUGGUGCAUGAUCCUCAGUUCUCUUCCUCCCUUACCGUUCCUUUUGCCCUCUCCCUUCUUCCUUCUCUCCUUUUCUCUCUCCUUCCAGUGCAACAUCCUGGACUUAAGAUCCUUCGCUCCGACUCCAGUAGCACCAUUUCAUCUCGUAUAGGUUGGGUUUCUCUCUCGCUCUCGUUCCCACUUUUCUCCCUCCGCCUCUUUUCUGUUCUCUCUCUCUCACUCCCUCUUGGUUGUUUUUUGGUUUGGGCUUGUUGCUGUGCUUUGCUGACUGUGACACUGAACUAACGUUCCUACCCUUUCUGGCUACAUGCUAAUGCUAGCACGAGGGGACCAUAUCACAGGUUAUAGGUCCAAGUCAUUGACCUGUGUCUUUGUUUUGUUUUAAAGUUGUUUUAGCCACUUGUCACUUUGGUCCCUGAUGUGUCCACCCCUCAACCUUUGGGACUUAUCUGUAUUUUUUACUCCCUUUGCCACGGUCUUCUGUGUCCACCUCUGUGUUGAAGUGAGAGAGGGAAGCGUGUUGGUGACUCGCAGCUGGGACUGCGUGUUGGUGUGUGUGUGUGUGUGUGUGUGUGCGAGAGAGAUUGCUAAGUAUAAGGAAUGUGUGUGUCUAUGUAUUUCCAUCUCACCGUGAGCACGCCACUAUUUCACGUUGUCUCUUGUGUCUCUCAGUGACGGUCACUCCUGGCUAUUUCUGCUGCAGAGGUACCUACACUCCCACUCUCUUCCAUUGCUCCACUGUCCAUCCCUCCAUCUCUCCCAUUCUGUAAAUCCAACCAUCCAUCUAUCCAUCCAGCUCGAAAUCUCUCAUUCUAACUGCUAUGUCCUUGUGUUUGUGUCUGUUUGAGCAUAUGUAUGUGUAUACAUGUCUUGUCUGUGUUGCCAGUCCGCAUCAUGCUUCCCACUCAAAAACUGGGUUUGGCCAGCCCUGGUCUUGGUGGUGAUGGUUGCCAUGUGGAUCCAAAAUGGCCGCACAGUUUGACGGGCCAGUCUCAUAAAAAACAGAGACCGUCUAAGACCUGGGUGUGGCCAGCCUGGUUUUCUAAUAGCGCUUGUAGCGGCUCUUUAAAUAUGAUGGCGGGCGGGCACUGAAUUAAAGGGUGCACCUGGCUCGCUGGGGGACCGUAAUUGCAGGGCGCGCACCCAUUAUUAUUGACUGGUCUUGUUGCUGUUGCUAGUGGAUGACUGUGAGGGGGUGUGUCCCGUCUUGGGUAAAGCUACUAACCACGGCUACAGUGCCCUGCUGCUAAUGCUAGCUGCAGCUCUCUCAUCCCUCUCUUUCUCUCUUUCUUUUUCUCCCUCUCUCCCUUUCUCUUUCUCUUUGUCCCUUUCCUCCCUCUCUUUCCCUCCCUCUUUCUCACUGUGGCUGGCUUUUCUGGGCUUGAGUGUUAUGUGCUGGGACUGCUGCACCAUCUUGUCUAAGAAUGCUUAUAUGAGUGUCUAUGGGAGGGGAGUCCCCCAUGGUACUGUAUUGGGGCUCCCCCAAAAGCAUAACCAGGCAUGCCCCACAUAUUUCGCACCGAACGCACUGUUUAUGAAUUAGGGAAAGAAUAAAGGAGUCAACAGAGCGACUCCCUCACAGUGAGAGAAGAGAGGCUGUGCUUUGGCUUACAGGAAUACCUCUGUGUUCUAGCUAUAUAACCAUAUAUAUAAUAGUAUAAACCAGUAUGAAAAUGUAUGCGCUCACUACUGUAAGUCGCUUUGGAUAAGAGCGUCUGCUAAAUGACUCAAAUGUAAAUGUAGUUGUUCUAAUAGUUUGGCUAUAGCAAUAAAAGUGUACUAUUAAAGUCCUUUCUUGCUGAACAUCUUUCUCUCUAACAGUUCCUCUGCACUGUCACAAACACUACACACUCACUCCCUCCUCCACUUAAAAGUACCCCAGCCAGAAGUGCACUUCACUGCCUCUGAUUCCCAACCCUCCCCUCGCCCCACUCUACUCAGCACUGACUCGACCACACGUUGCACUGACUCUGAGAGCAGUGACUCGCCGGGGAAGCUCUGACUCUCUGCCUCGCACUGCUCGCUGCCUCGAUACGUACUGCAGCCAUUGUUGACUGAACUUGACCAUUUCUUUGUCUUUCUCUCCCCUCUCUCUCUCUCUUUCUCUUUCUCUCCUCUUCUUCCCUCACUCCAGCCCGAGGCCGUACCAACCUGGAGCUGCGUGAGAAGUUCAUCCUUCCAGAGGGGGCUUCCCAGGGCCUGGCGGCCUUCCGCUCCCGGGGCCGGCGCUCCAAACCCGGGUCCCGCACGGCCUCGCCCACCCGCUCCUCCUCCUCGGCCUCGCACAGCGCACACAGCUGCGCAUCCCUGCCCUCUGCUCCCGCCACCCCCACUGCCUCCUCUAGGGUAAGUGCCCUCAACCCCAUUCUCCCCCAAGAAAUACAAUUACUAGAACGGGAAAAGCUCCUCAGACCAUGACAACUUGACAGAACCGGUGUACUCAUCAUGGGUAGACCCAAUAUGGUAUUGUGUUCUAUGGGAGCUAGGUGAUAGAGCUAUAUCGCCCUUAAAGGGGAAUUUCCUUGCUCUCUUCACGUCAUAUGGCGGUUACCAUGUUAGUUAUAGUAGAACUCUUGUCACAAAGAUCGGUAGUGUCUUUAAUAUAGGCUGAGCAAUUACACAAGCUACAUGGUGUCUCUCUUUAAGUGUUCCUAAUGGAAACAGAGACUAAAAUGGAACCUGCAAGCGCACACUACACAUAUGCAAAACAAUACUACAAGACAUUUUCACAAACUAAAGUCAGUCAUUGUCACAUCAGUCACAUGUCAGAGUUUUUGUUGUCACCAUGCCUUGUUGUUAAUCUCGGUGGCCCAUCUCUCACCCACUUUCACAGUGGUUGUUGUCACAGUGAUUCGUCAUUUCAUUAAUGUGUUGUCUCUGUGUCUUACACUCAAAGGUCGAGUUUUGAUUUUUUAAGUUCAGAUGAAACACAUCUCUCCGGCCUUUCUCCUGUAUACCACUGAAUCCUAAACACUAGACAAUUAUGUUUCGUAUUACUUAGUGUAGCACCACUGGUCAUAUAUUCAAUCAGUCAGGUUACUGUAGUCUAGGUCAAAAUGGAAAAGUAUUCAGACCCCUUGACUUUUUCCACAUCUUGUUAUGUUACAGCCUCAAUCUACACACAAUAUCUCAUAAUGAAUGCUAAUUUAUUAAAAAUAAAAAACUGAAAUCACAUUUACAUAAGUAUUCAGACCCUUUACUCAGUAUUUUGUUGAAGCACCUUUGGCAGCGAUUACUUCGUUGAGUCUUCUUGGGUAUGAUGCUACAAGCUUGGCACACGUGUAUUUGGGGAGUUUCUUCCCAUUCGUCUCUGCAGAUCCUCUCAAGCUCUGUCAGGUUGGAUUGGGAGCACAGCUAUUUUCAGGUCUCUCCAGAGAUGUUCGAUCAGGUUCAAGGCUGGGUUCUGGCUUGGCAACUCAAGGACAUUCAGAGACUUGCCCCGAAGCCACUCCUGCAUUGUCUUGGCUGUGUGCUUAGGGUCAUUGUCCUGUUGGAAGGUGAACCGCCCCAGUCUGAGGUCCUGAGUGCUCUGGAGCAGGUUUUCAUCAAGGAUCUCGCUGUACUUUGCUCCAUUCAUUUUUGCCUCGAUCCUGCCUAGUCUCCCAGUCCCUGCCGCUGAAAGAAAAUCCCCACAUCAUGAUGCUGCCACCACCAUGCUUCACCGUAGGGAUGGUGCCAGGUUUCCUCCAGACGUGACGCUUGGCAUUCAGGCCGAAGAGUUCAAUCUUGGUUUCAUCAGACCAGAGAAUCUUGUUUCUCAUGGCCUGAGAGUCUUUAGGUGCCUUUUGGCAAACUCCAAGUAGGCUGUCAUGUGCCUUGUACUGAGGAGUGGCUUCCGUCUGGCCACUCUACCAUAAAGGCCUGAUUGGUGGAGUGUUGCAGAGAUGGUUGUCCUUCUGGAAGGUUCUCCACAGAGGAACUCUAGAGCUCUGUCAGAGUGACCAUCAGGUUUUUGGUCACCUCCCUGACCAAGGCCCUUCUCCCCCGAUUACUCAGUUUGGCCGGGCGGCCAGCUCUAGGAAGAGUCUUGGUGGUUCCAAACUUCUUCCAUUUAAGAAUGAUGGAGGCCACUGUGUUCUUGGGGACCUUAAAUGCUGCAGAAAUGUUUUGGUACCGUUCCACAGAUCUGUGCCUCGACACAAUCCGUCCCCGAGCUCUACGGCAAUUCCUUCGACCUCAUGGCUUGGUUUUUGCUCUGACGUACUGUCAACUGUGGGACCUUAUAUAGACAGGUGUGUGCCUUUCCAAAUCAUGUCCAAUCAAUUGAAUUUACCACAGGUGGACUCCAAUCAAGUUGUAGAAACAUCUCAAGGAUGUUCAAUGGAAACAGGAUGCACCUGAGCUCAAUUUCGAGUCUCAUAGCAAAGGGUCUGAAUACUUACUGUACGUAAAUAAGGUAUUUCUGUUUUAUAAAAACCUGUUUUUGCUUUGUCAUUAUUGGGUAUUGUGUGGAGAUUGCUGAGGAUUCUGUUUUAUUUAAUCAAUUUUAGAAUAAGUCUGUAACGUAACGUAAAAUGUGGAAAAAGUCAAGGGGUCUGAAUACUUUCCGAAGGCACUGUAUGUCUCUAAUUAGUAUAACAGUCCAGUCAAGGUGCAUACUAUCUAAAGACAAUUAUUCAGCCAGUCUUGGAGGACAAAGCAUGAAGCCAUAUUACCAGAGUACCCAUAAUCAUCUGUUUUGUUGUCACUGAUCGUUAGUUGUGUAGUCUCUGUUUAUCGUGUGAUUUAUGUAUCGUGUAUGUGUGUCUGUGUUGAAAUGAUAAUUCCCCUGUUUCUGCAUGUCAACAACAAUCACCUACGUCCUUAACUGUGAGAUUUGUAUUUGUUGUUCUUUGUUUUGGUCUUUUUCUUUUGUCUCCUAAAUUCCUCCAUCCACCCCCUGCUAACCUCGCUUGAAAAAUGUACUCCCUCCACUGUUUUUUAAAAUCCAUCCGCUGUCGCACCAAAAACACACUGCGCUACACGACCUUCCUCCCCUCCUCCCCCUUCCUCCCUUCCUCCCCUCCUCUCCCUUCCUCCCUUCCUCCCCUCCUCCCUUCCUCCCCUCCUCCCUUCCUCCCUUCCUCCCCUCCUCCCCCUUCCUCCCCUCCUCCCUUCCUCCCCUCCUCCCUUCCUCCAUUCCUCUCCCAUCCUCCCUUCCUCCCCUCCUCGCCACCUCCCUUCCUCCCCUCCUCCCUUCCUCCCUUUCCCUAUUUUCCUUUGUGCUACUUUCCUGCUUCUCCCCCUUUUUUAUUCUCCUUGGCUGCCUUCUUCCCUCCCUCCUUCCCUUUGCUGAUCCCAGUCCUCAAACUCGCGUGGCUAUGCCAAGCCCUGGCUGGCACACAGUAAAACUCCAACGCCAACCAAGUGCCAGUCCUGCCCAGACCAUGGCCACACCACCCCUGGGCAUGAGGUAACACACUGACCCCCACCCCCCCCCAUCCUGCCGCCCCUCCCAAGCCCCAGCAAACUAAUAACGCACUAACUCACACACACAAUCACUCACUUACGGGUGGCCAUACACACUGCAUAGUGCACAAUGUGCAAUUGGGACCAUGAGGAUAUAGGAGACGUGACGUUGAAAUUCAGCUUUAAGACUGAAUAUAUUUGCAUCAUAUCUUGUUUCACUGUUUUUGCUCAAUAUCCCAAUCUAAAUUAUUAUUAGGUGCAUUGUCACAAUAUUUUUGCCCACCGGCAAGAAGCGGCUGGUGGUAGGUCAAUAGGAAUAGAUUCAAAGUGAUGUCCUCUUAAAGGAGAAGUAGUGAGAAAUGAAUCAUUAUUAGCUAACUCUAUAUGCGUUGUGUUGAACUGGUAGUUCUAGGGAUUUAGUUUGGUAGACUGAUGAUCAUUUUGCAAGUGGUGUCUCUGUUGUAUUAUGUUAGUAUGGGAUGAUGCUUAAAAGUAGUAACCGCUCCUUUAGUUAAAGGUAGAUGCAGCAAUAUGACAUACACAACAGGGCAACAUCCUGCCUACAAACAUCAACAACAACAAAAUUCAAAUUCACUGUUGACUUCCCAAUGUCGGCAUGCCUCAAGACUCAAAUUGGGAAGAGCCAGUAGAGUGGCGGCCUUGGCAGAUUUGUACUCUGUUUGGUUGAUGUGGGUAACGAGGAAGUCAUCCCCGUUGUGUAUGAUGAUGUCAUAUUGUGGAGUCUACCUUUUUAAAGGCCCAGUGCAGUCAAAAUUGUGAUUUUCCUGUGUUUUAUAUAUAUUGCCACUGGUUGGAAAACUGUUCAAUUGUGAAAAUGAUGAUAAUGCCCUUUUAGUGUAAGACCUGUUUGAAAAGACCGCCUGAAAUGUCUGCCUGUUUUGGUGGGAGGGAGUUUUGGCCUUCCAUGGCGACAGCACCAUGCGGUAAAUUAGUUAAUAGACCAAAAGAGUUCCAAACCUCUGCCAAUAAUAGCUACUUUUCAGUCUUCCCUCCCUGCUCCCAGACAGUCCUAGCAAAAUUCUUGCUUGAGAAAUUACUCUUUGCUAAGAAGCUACUUUUGUUUAUUUUUGACCAUUUUAAUUGAAAACAAUCACAGUAAGGUACUUAGAGUCAUUUCUGGGUAACAACUAUAUUGAGAUAAAAUCGGCUGCAUUGAACCUUUUAAUGUAUUCUGUGCCACAGUUUGCCACUGUUUGACAUUCCCUGUGUCUGAUAUAUAUAGGGGGCAGUGUCGGGGUCCAAGCUGAAGAGGCCCACCUUCCACUCCAGCCGAGGCUCUCUGACUGGAGAGAAUGGAGGAGCUACACCCAUUGCUACUAAACCUGGACGUACCGGUAAGAACUAAGUCCAGAUUUUUCAUACCAGUUUUGAUUUCUAUUUUCAGUCCUCUGUUUUUGUUCUCUUGGAACAUAUAAUUCCCAUAAUUAAAAUGAGACUAAAUAUAUAUAUUUUCUCUAUUCUUUUUCUAUCCCACAUCACCUACCCUUACCCUCCUCCUUCCUCCCUGUUUCCUCCCUCUCUCCUCUUCUCCUCCUCUCAGACCCCAAGCGUACCCCAUCGGGGGCCAGUGGUCCGGCCAGCCGGGCGGGCAGCAGAGCGGGCAGCAGGGCCAGCAGCCGGCGAGGCAGCGACGCUUCGGACGCCUCAGAGCUCCUGGAGACUCGCUCGGCCUGCUCGGACACCUCGGACACCCCCCGGCGCACAGGAGCUGCCAAGCCCUCCAAGAUCCCUACCAUCUCCAAGAAGGCCCCAAGCCCCAAGACACCCACUUCUGGGAAGAAAUAG
Messenger RNA from Coregonus sp. 'balchen', 39832 nucleotides. The record is from the annotation of a GenBank genome assembly. Lineage: Eukaryota; Metazoa; Chordata; Actinopteri; Salmoniformes; Salmonidae.